CACAAUCGCACCUUCCAAAUGUCAUUCAUGUACUACACCCACAAGAGAAAAGAUGCUCAAGAAAAGCAUCGACGCCAAAGUUCGCCCUCUCGCCAACGUCAGUCUUGAGAGAGCAAGUCUCCUCGGCGCUGGUCGCAUCUACGUCAGCAAAGAUUCUCUCAUCUCCCUGACUGGCAGCCUCGACAGUGGCCGGCCAUGCAUCGUCGAGAGGCUGCAAACAGAUGACACCUCUGGUGAGGGCUCUGCAACAGGAGAUGCCGAGGCCAGCAAGCGGAGAGAAGCCUCUCUAUGGGUUCUCCCCGACAAGAACGUCAGCCCCAAUGUGGUCAUGAUGACAAGAGCGUUCCAGGAGGCUACAGGUUUCAAGCUGGGAGACAUGGUCAGGAUCACGCUUGCAGAGAACGCCGUAGCUCCGGACGCAGACGAGGUGGUGGUUCAGGAUACAACCAGCGAGGCAGAUCUUCAGAAAGAUGCUGCUGCGAAACCAAGACACCCGCCGUCUUGGGAAUUCUCCAUCAGCAUCUCUCUUGACCGUGCGGAACAGGUGUUUCCAGGCAUGGUCCUCGAGGGUGUCAACAUUAACAAGCUGCGUCGGACGUUCAAAGUCGUGUCAGUCAAUGGACGGUCCGACAACAUGGCCCGCUUCAAGCUCGCCUCGUCAACAGUACGAAUACUCCAGCCCGGAGACAGCAAGGACGCCCCUGAAGAUGAGCAGACAGCUGCAGCCGCAUCUGGACCUUUAGCGGUUACCGGAGUCCCCGGUUUAUCCUCACAAGUCAAUGUCAUCAACCAGUUCCUCAGAGGCUUUGGCCGGCCGUUCUGGAUUAAGAACGAGCGCGAGUCUUGCGGCUUCGUCAUACACGGCGGCCACGGCACGGGCAAGACGUUUAUUCUGCAGCGCAUCGCAGCCACCAACUGGGGGCGGGUUCAUUGGAUCCGGCCUACGGACAAGCUGUCUACCAUCAGGGAGACGUUCAAGCUGGCUCAGUUCCAGCAGCCAAGUCUCCUCUUCAUCGACGGCCUCGAAGAUAUUCUCGCCAAAGAACGCUCCAACCGUGACAGUGUCAUUGAGGCUCUGGGCGAGGAGCUCGACAACCUUUCUGCGGCGGCUGCUGCUGCCAACGCUCUACCCCAGGUUGUGGUCAUCGCCACUUGUCUAGACUACUUGGCCGACGUGCCAGCGAAGCUCCAGAAACGGUCGCGUUUCCGAGAAAACGUCGCCUUGCCAAUUCCUCGCGCAACGGAGCGCCUUGAAAUACUACGCUUUUUUGACCCCCCUAUCCAGGCUAAAGAGAAAGAAGCCUGCCUAGCCAGUCUGGCAUCCAAGACUCACGCAUACAAUGGAGAUGAUCUCGCAAAUCUGGUUCUCAAUGCCAAGAAAAUCCUCGGCAACAGGCUGGACGAUGAGGCUGCCGCCACCAGCGCUGAUAAUAUCGACACCGAGGCCGCUGGAACUGCCUCCUCGGAGACACAGCGGCCUCGAGAACACUACCUCACCUCUCAGGACAUGGAGCAAGCCCUGCGCAUCACUCGUCCCACUGCUAUGCACGACAUCAAUCUGAAGCCACCGACCAUCCAUUGGCGAGAUGUGGGUGGCCAAGAGUCCCUCAAGAAGGUUCUCUCUCGCAUGAUCAAAAACACAAAGGAUACCAAUCCCUCUUCUCGUCAUGUCCUCCGACAGCCCCCUAAAGGCCUCCUUCUCUAUGGCCCCCCUGGCUGCUCCAAGACGCUGUCUGCCCAAGCCAUGGCUACCGAGUCCUCCUUCAACUUCUUCGCUGUCAAGGGUGCCGAGCUCCUCAACAUGUACGUGGGCGAGUCUGAGCGAGCUGUGCGUACGCUUUUCGAGCGCGCGCGCGCUGCUGCCCCCUCCAUCAUCUUCUUUGAUGAGAUUGACUCCAUCGGUGGCUCCCGGACCGGAGGCAAUGGCGCCGCCGCCGCUCGCAGCUCAGGCUCCGUCAACAUGCUGACCACUCUUCUUACGGAGAUGGAUGGCUUUGAGUCCCUCACUGGCGUCCUCGUUCUCGCCGCCACGAACCGCCCCGAGGCUAUGGAUCCAGCCCUCCUUCGUCCCGGCCGCUUUGACCAGAUUCUCUACGUAGGACCCCCUGAUCUCGCCGCCAGACAAGACGUCUUCGGUGUGCACCUACGGGGGCUUGCUCUUGCGCCAGACGUGGAUAUCACUGAACUGGCCCGCAUCACCGAUGGCUAUUCAGGAGCCGAGAUCAAGGCCAUCUGCAACGAGGCCGGGCUGGCAGUGCUUGAUAGGUGUGAUGAAGACGAGACAGGCACCGAGAAGAUGGAGAUUCGAAUGGCAGAUCUAGAGGCUGCGAUCGAAAAGACUCCGAGGAACAUUACGCCCAUGAUGAUUUCUGGCUACGAAAUGUGGUCGAGGCAGUUUAAACGAUCAUGAUG
Trichoderma citrinoviride is the source of this 2412-nucleotide messenger RNA. RefSeq names its product AAA-domain-containing protein. The coding region runs from base 53 to 2410 and encodes 785 amino acids. NCBI's taxonomy places the organism in Eukaryota, Fungi, Ascomycota, Sordariomycetes, Hypocreales, Hypocreaceae. Gene Ontology annotation, cellular component: cytoplasm. The transcript is spliced from 3 exons. Gene Ontology annotation, molecular function: ATP hydrolysis activity; ATP binding. The record is from RefSeq and is a predicted model, not a curated record.